CCAGGUUACACAAUCAACCACGAAACAGUGCUUGCUUUGAAUUCCCUUUGAAUCUAAUAUUCUUCGUCUUCUUCCUCUUCUCGUUUCACCCGAAACGCCUUCUCUUCUUACAAAACGGGGCUUUGUGUAAGAUCGUCUCUUUGUCCUCGAAUUUCUGUUUUCUUGCUUCAAAUUUCGAAACCACAGAAAAUGGAUAGGUGAAUUGUGUUGUAGUUCUUUGGUGUUUUUUUUUUGUUGGGAUCGUUUGGAGAUCGGAUUAAUUAUGGCGAGGAGUAGAUCUUCUUCAUCGGCGAGCAAAUUGAGGUUCUGUAACCCAUCGUAUUAUCUCAAGAGACCGAAACGGUUGGCUUUGCUCUUCAUUGCGUUUGUUUGUGCUAGUUUGUUUGUGUGGGAUCGCCAGACUACUGUUAGAGAACACGAGCUGGAAGUUUCCAAGUUAAAUGAAGAGCUGAACAGAUUACAAAAUAUGUUGGAAGAGUUCAAGACUGUUCAUGGGGAUGAAGUUGGAAGGGUCAACAUAGGUGAACAAUCUGGUAAGCUUUCCAAGAAGGUUGUUCCAGAAGAUCCUAUUGAUGUUCAGCGCAGAGAAAAAGUAAAAGAGGCCAUGAUUCAUGCUUGGAGUUCUUAUGAGAAGUAUGCGUGGGGCCAAGAUGAACUUCAGCCACAAUCAAGGAGUGGUGUGAAUAGCUUUGGUGGUCUUGGAGCAACUCUCGUAGACGCUCUUGAUACAUUAUAUAUAAUGGGUCUCAAGGAGCAGUUUCAAAGAGCUAGAGAGUGGGUUGCAAAUUCAUUGGAUUUUAACAAGGACUAUGAUGCUAGUGUUUUUGAGACAACCAUAAGAGUUGUAGGUGGACUUCUCAGUACAUAUGACCUUUCAGGCGACAAAGUGUUUCUUGAAAAGGCUAGAGACAUUGCUGAUAGAUUGUUGCCUGCAUGGGAUACUCCAACAGGAAUUCCUUUUAAUGUUAUUAACUUGGCACAUGGAAAUGCACGUAAUCCUAGCUGGACUGGGGGUGACAGUAUUCUCGCAGACUCUGGUACAGAGCAGCUAGAGUUUAUUGCUCUUUCUCAACGGACAGGAGACCCACGGUACCAGCAAAAGGUGGAGAAGGUUAUAUUGGAGCUUAAUAAAACCUUCCCUGCUGAUGGUUUGCUUCCCAUCUAUAUUAGUCCUUAUAGAGGAUCUGGAUCGUACUCAACCAUAACCUUUGGUGCCAUGGGUGACAGCUUUUAUGAAUAUUUGCUUAAAGUUUGGAUACAAGGGAACCAAACUUCAGCCGUAAAACUUUAUAGAGAAAUGUGGGAGACUUCGAUGAAAGGUCUUUUAAGCUUGGUUAGGAGAACAACACCAUCAUCUUUUACAUACCUUUGUGAGAGAAACGGGGAUGUGUUGACUGACAAGAUGGAUGAAUUGGCAUGCUUUGCUCCAGGAAUGCUGGCUUUAGGAUCAUCUGGCUACGGGCCUGCUGACUCUAAGAAGUUCAUUUCUCUUGCUGAAGAGCUUGCUUGGACUUGUUACAACUUCUACCAGUCAACACCAACAAAAUUGGCUGGAGAGAAUUAUUUUUUUCAUGCUGGGCAGGACAUGAAUGUGGGUACAUCAUGGAACAUAUUGAGACCAGAGACGGUUGAAUCACUCUUUUACCUGUGGCGUUUCACUGGCAACAAGACGUAUCAAGAGUGGGGUUGGAAUAUAUUCCAAGCAUUUGAAAAGAACUCCCGUAUAGAGUCGGGAUAUGUUGGACUGAAAGACGUUAAUAGUGGUGUCAAAGACAAUAUGAUGCAGAGUUUCUUUCUUGCUGAGACUUUAAAAUAUCUCUAUCUUCUAUUCUCACCGCCUUCAGUCAUUUCCUUGGAUGAGUGGGUUUUCAACACAGAGGCCCACCCUCUAAGAAUUGUGGCUCGACAUGAUGGAGAAAGUUUGGAAAGAUCUGAUGGGCAACAUAAAGAAACGAUUAAGACACGUGGCAGGAAGGAAGGUCGGUCUGGUGACCAUUAAGAUUUUUACUUGGCUUCUGACUUGAUCACUUCUAUGAUUCCAGGCUCUAGUCGGCAAAUAGAGGAACCUGCUGUUCUGUUAUAGAACAAUGCAGCUCUAGAAAUUUUCUUCCUUCUGGGUUAGGGUAAAUUGUUUUACAACAUAGGAAACUUAUGCGCUAGACGUUUUUUGUAUGUAACAUAAAACAUAGUUCAUCUUCUAUACUUAUUUGUCUUAUAGGAAAGAAACUCUCUCCAAUUAGUUCAUGGCCCUCUUAUGAGAUUGACCAUACGUACAUUUUUGGAUGGAUAUGUAUUGUUCAAUUGAUUUCUCUGCUUUCUAGAAUUCUCACUGUGAGUAUGUGUGGUAUCAGAAAGUAUUUUAAUUCUAUGCUUCAGGGUUGUUAAAUUCAUACUUUUAUGAUAAGUUGGGAGUUCUGCAGUUUGUUGAA
Molecule: messenger RNA, 2429 nt
Organism: Tripterygium wilfordii
Lineage: Eukaryota; Viridiplantae; Streptophyta; Magnoliopsida; Celastrales; Celastraceae
Product: mannosyl-oligosaccharide 1,2-alpha-mannosidase MNS1-like
Exons: 14
Coding region: 263-1999 (578 amino acids)
Biological process (GO): carbohydrate metabolic process; N-glycan processing
Cellular component (GO): Golgi membrane; endoplasmic reticulum
Molecular function (GO): calcium ion binding; mannosyl-oligosaccharide 1,2-alpha-mannosidase activity
Source: RefSeq, a predicted model, not a curated record